UUGUUGCAGGUCAGCACUGCAUUACGCAGCUUCAUGGGGAUGUUGCAGGAUAAUGAAGCUGUUGUUAGAAGUACCUGGUAUAAGUUUGAAUCGAAGAGACGAAGAUGGAAAAACACCUUUGUAUAAGGCUGUGGAAAUUCGCAGUAACAACGCUGUAAAGAUGUUGCUACAAAAGGGCGCAAACUUGCUUAUGAAAGCACGUGAUAGGCGGAAUGCCUUUGAAUACGCCCUUCAAGAACUCGGUGACAAUAGUAUUCAGAUGAUCAAGUAUUUAUACAACGAUUGUGGAAUGAAAGACUUGAGAAAGGAGAGAGGGAAGAUGACAUUCGUUCAUUUAGCAUGCUUAGCGAGAAGAAAUAUUCCAGUGACGAAAACUUUAGACAUGUUGUUGGCAAGAGAAAACAUCAAUGCUACAGAAGGAAUGGGAAGAACUGCAUUAAUGCUUGCUACACAAACAAACCGUCCGGACAUUGUUCAACUUCUACUUCACCAUCACGCUGAUGUUAUGCAUUUGGAUAUGAGACUUACCACAGCAAAAGGUUACGCCGAGCCUGAUUCCGAAAUUUACAAAAUGUUGGACAAUGCAAUGUUGAAAGUUUCGAGAAAGAAAGCUCGUGCUAGAGAAAUGGAGAAAGAAGUUUCUGAACAGUUAAAAAAACAACAACAAAAAUAUAAAACUUCAACUAAGACAGUCAAGACUGCCACAGGUGUCGAGGUAAAAGUCAAAGAUCCAUUUGGCAAACACCAGAAUAGAAUUUUACCAACGACAACUUUUUUUAAAUAAUUUUAUACAUACUGCU
Hydractinia symbiolongicarpus is the source of this 800-nucleotide messenger RNA. RefSeq names its product ankyrin repeat domain-containing protein 36B-like. Gene Ontology annotation, molecular function: protein binding. The record is from RefSeq and is a predicted model, not a curated record. The coding region runs from base 53 to 784 and encodes 243 amino acids. The transcript has 6 exons. Lineage: Eukaryota; Metazoa; Cnidaria; Hydrozoa; Anthoathecata; Hydractiniidae.